This is a messenger RNA of Raphanus sativus (radish), 3069 nucleotides long. Its product is annotated as receptor-like protein 15. Gene Ontology annotation, molecular function: protein binding. The record is from RefSeq and is a predicted model, not a curated record. Lineage: Eukaryota; Viridiplantae; Streptophyta; Magnoliopsida; Brassicales; Brassicaceae.
UUCUUAUUGCUUCUUUUAUUUCACUUUACAAUAUUUUUGCUACGGAAGUGAAAAUGUGUUUGUGCCGAAACCUAAUAUGGGUGAUGCUAUUGAUGGGACAGCUACAUGGAUACGAAAGCUGUAUAGAGAAAGAAAGGAACGCUUUGUUGGAGCUCAAGAAGUACUUGAUCUCACAGAGUAUAGAAGGAGGAGCCAACUCUGUUCUCCCAACUUGGAGUAAUGACACAAAGAGCGAAUGCUGCCUUUGGGAGGGCCUUAAGUGCAGUGGUACAAGCGGACUCGUGACAGAGAUUGCCUUUGGUGGAUUGCACCUCAAAAAGAAUACUAUCCUGAACCUUUCUUUGCUGCAUCCCUUUAAAGAUGUUCGAAGUCUCAACUUAUCUGGGGAAGCAUUCAGUGGCUUGUCUGAUGAUGUUGAAGGUUAUAACAGCUUGAGGAAAUUAACAAACCUGGAGAUUCUGGAUUUAACUUCAAAUAAAUUCAACAACAGCAUAUUUCCCUUUCUUAAUGCCGCUAGAUCACUCACAACUCUGUUUCUAAGAUCCAACAACAUGGGUGGCUCUUUGCCAGUUAUAGAUCUUAGAGAUUUGACAAACUUGGAACUGCUCGACCUGAGUAGAAACCGAUUCAACGGCUCCAUACCACUGCAAGAAAUAUCUAACAUGAGAAAACUGAAAGCUCUGGAUUUAAGUAGGAAUGAAUUUUCUGCCUCAACAGAAUUGAAAGGCAAGUUUCUUCAAAUAAUUUACUACUUAAUCACCUUAGGUAUUUGCAAACUGAGGAAUAUACAAGAGCUAGAUCUCAGUAACAACAAACUCGUAGGUCAGUUUCCCUUAUGCUUAGCUAGCUUGAGUGGACUAAGAGUUCUUGAUCUCUCAUCCAACCAAUUGACUGGGAAGCUACCACCUUCUCUUGGUAGCCUUAAAUCCCUCGAGUAUUUAUCCUUGUUUGAUAACGACUUCGAAGGCUUCUUCUCACUUGGCUCCAUAACCAAUCUCACAAAGCUUAGAGUGUUAAAACUCUGCUCAAAAUCCAACUCGCUUCAAGUAGCGUUAGAUAGUUCUUGGAAGCCAAAGUUUCAGUUAGAUGUUAUCGCACUACGAUCUUGCAACUUGGACAAGGCUCCUCAGUUUCUCCAACACCAGAAGGAGCUGCGCCAUGUUGAUCUCUCCGACAACAAAAUUUCUGGAAUGUUUCCUUCCUGGCUGUUGGAGACCAACACUAAACUCAAAGUGUUGCUACUGCAGAACAACUCCUUCACAACCUUUCAGCUCCCCAAAGCUGCUCAUCAUCUUCUUUUCAUGGAUGUGUCUGUUAAUAAAUUCAAUCAUCUUCUUCCUGAGAACACCGGGUGGAUACUUCCUCAUCUACGGUACAUGAAUAUCUCCAACAACGGCUUUCAAGGAACUCUCCCAUCUUCUCUAGGUAACAUGAAGAAUAUUGAAUAUAUGGAUCUAUCUCGCAAUAUCUUCCAUGGAGAGCUACCAAGAAGUUUUCUAAACGGUUGUGAUUCCAUGGCAAUCCUGAAGCUAUCACACAACAAACUAAGUGGAGAGAUUUUUCAAGAACCACCCAAAUUUACUAACAUAUUGGGGCUGUUCAUGGAUAACAAUCUGUUCACAGGAAAGAUUGGACAAGGUUUGCAAAGCUUGAGAAACUUGUCACUCCUUGACAUUUCAAACAACAAUCUCACAGGUGUUGUUCCAAGCUGGAUCGGCGAGCUUCCAUCCUUAACAGCACUGCUGAUAGCAAACAACUUGUUGGAAGGUAACAUACCUACAUCUUUGUUCAACAACUCCAAUCUUCAGCUACUUGAUCUCUCCACAAACAGUUUAUCUGGAGAGAUACCUCCAUACCACAACUCUAGAGAUGGUGUAGUGUUGCUCCUUCAAGACAAUCAUUUAUCAGGAGAAAUGUCAGACACACAGCUAGCAAACGUGGAGAUACUUGACCUGAGGAACAACAAACUCUCUGGGAGUAUUCCUGAGUUCGUCAGAACACAGAACAUCAGUGUUCUUCUUCUCCGAGGGAACGACUUUACCGGUCGUAUACCUCGUCAGCUGUGUGGUCUAAUAAACAUCCAGCUUCUUGAUCUUUCGAGAAGGUUGAAUGGUUCCAUACCUUCAUGCCUCAGCAACACAUCGUUUGUGACAGGGAAGAGAUGUACAUCAUAUGAUUAUGAUUUCGGCAUUUCUUUCCCUUCUGAUGUCUUUGAUGGUUUCUCUCUGCAACAAGACAGUAGAUACUUCAAGUCUCUGCUCAUGCUUGAUCCGUUUCACAUGGACUACAAGGCAAGCACUCAGACGAAGAUUGAGUUUGCAACAAAAUACAGAUAUGAUUCCUACAUGGGUAGAAAUCUCAAGUUAUUAUAUGGAUUGGAUCUCUCUGAGAAUGAGCUGAGUGGUGAGAUCCCAGCUGAGUUUGGAGAGCUUAUGGAACUAAGAGCUUUUAACCUUUCUCACAACAACUUAUCUGGUGUUAUACCAGAAAGCUUUUCAGGUAUGAAGAAUGUGGAGAGUCUUGAUAUUUCUUUCAACAGAUUACAAGGCCGGAUCCCACCACAAUUGACACAGCUGAGCACACUCUCGGUCUUCAAGGUCUCGUACAACAACUUAUCAGGAGCUAUUCCACAGGGAAGACAGUUUAACACCUUUGACACACAGAGCUUUGUAGGUAACAAUCUUCUUUGUGGACAACCAACAAGCAGAAGCUGCAACAGUGAUACGUUUCAAGAACCAGAUAGUGGAGAGGAUGAUGAUGAUGAAUCUGCAAUCGACAUGGAAUCAUUCUACUGGAGUUUUGCUGCAGCCUAUGUGACAAUACUUGUUGGAUUAUUUGCGUCUCUCUCUUUUGAUUCUUUUUGGAAGAGAUUUUGGUUUGACAUGGUUGAUGCUUUUAUCAACAAGGUGGAGAAUCUUUUGUAGUACAAAACUUUAUAUUCUCUCGUUAUAAGGCUGUUCUUCAAAAAGCCUCCUUUACAGUGUAUGUACUAAAACCAGAAAAUUAAUAACUUGUGUUUGGUUCCUAUGUACAAUCUUUGUAUGUCUUUGAAUAGAGGGAAUAAAUGUU